AUGAGUACUGUAAGUUCUGAAGAGAAGAAGAGACUGCUACUCGAAAGAAAGAGCAAAUGGAUCAAGAAGAAGGCAGAGUUCGCAUUAAAAGAUCAGCAUGAAACUAACAAGAAUAAUAGCGAUGGUCAAAACGAAGAGGCCCAAAGUGAGAAGCUAGCUAGCCGGAGAGCUAAGCUAGAUACAUGGCGUCAAAAAAGAGAGGCAAAAUUGAAGAGCUCCGGUGCCGAAAAGGCUGGUACAGCUCAACAAGAUGCUGCUCAAGUGAAAGGUAAAGGCAACAAGAAACGGGCAUUUGACGACAGUGAUGAUGAAGAAGGACCCAUAGAGACGAAAUUGUUUCGACCCGUGGAUUUCAAGGACACAGAUGGUGAAAACGAGGCGAAUUUCGAGCAAAGGCAAGAUGAUAACGGUGUCGAUGACCCACUGGAAUUAUAUUUACAGACUUUGAACCAGCCUCAAGAACAGCGUAGCUCCAGACUAUGCGCAUCGGAAGCGUUGGAAGAUAUCGGUGACGCCGAAGAAUCUUUUGGAAAUGACCAGGAGCACGACGAAGUGGAGGCUGAAUAUAGACGUCUGAGGAAAAUGAAGUCCAAGAAAAGAGUGAAAAAACUCUCUGUAGAGGACAACGUCUUUGAGCCCUUCACCAAAUCGUUUUACGUCGAACCAGAAGAGAUCAAGGCUAUGACAGAAGCAGAGGUCAGCGAGCUAAGGUUGGGUCUCGACAACGUGAUUAUAAAAGGACAAGACUGUCCACGUCCUAUAAUAAAAUGGUCUCAUUUAGGUCUGACUACAGACGUUAUGAAUCUUAUCACUGACGAGUUCAAGUUUCUGUCCCCUACUCCCAUCCAGGCCCAGGCAAUCCCUGCGAUCAUGUCAGGACGCGACGUUAUUGGCAUAUCAAAGACAGGAUCUGGAAAGACAGUUUCCUUCUUUCUACCGCUACUGAGACAAAUUAAGGCUCUGCAGCCGCUUUCAAGAGACGAAACUGGCCCGCUGGGUUUGAUUUUGGCGCCAACGCGAGAGCUGGCCAUUCAAAUUCACGAAGAGGCCUGUAAAUUUACGAAAGAAACGCCAACUAUAAGGUCGAUUUGCUGCACUGGAGGCUCCGAAUUGAAGCAACAGAUUAAUGAUCUCAAAAGAGGAGUCGAGAUUGUUGUGGCAACACCUGGAAGAUUCAUAGACCUGCUGACGCUGAAUGCUGGAAAGCUAGUUAAUACGAAACGUGUCACAUUUGUGGUGAUGGAUGAGGCUGAUAGAUUAUUCGAUCUCGGCUUUGAGCCCCAGAUUACUGAGAUUAUGAAAACUGUUCGUCCUGACAAACAAUGUGUUUUGUUUAGCGCUACUUUCCCAACAAAGCUCAAAUCUUUUGCAUCUAGAAUAUUGCACAAGCCCAUUAGCAUAACCAUAAACUCAAAGAGUUUGAUCAAUGAAAAUAUCCAGCAGCAAGUCCAAAUUUUCGACUCUGAUCAAGGCAAAUUCGAAGCCCUUAUGCAAUUGCUGGAUUCUCAAAUUAAGUAUGAUCAUGAAAUUGAGGAAGAUCGUGACGAGAAAACAAUUGUAUUCGUUUCGAGUCAGCAAAUUUGCGACUUGAUUUACAACUGCUUGCUUGAUCAAAAUUACACAACAUUUGCCAUUCAUGCUGGCAAACCAUACAACGAACGGGCUUCUAACCUCGAAAAAUUCAAAUCCACUAGAAACGGUGUCCUUCUGUGCACAGAAGUAUUAUCGCGCGGGCUAAACGUACCCGAGGUGUCGCUUGUUAUAAUCUAUAACGCGGUCAAAACGUUUGCACAAUACGUUCAUACCACUGGGAGAACUGCGAGGGGCGAUAAGCACGGCGUGGCCGCCACUCUUUUAUUGAAUGACGAACUGGCAGCUGCCUAUAUUCUCAAUAAGUCAUUUAGGGACAAGGAGCUGGAUUCUCUGUCUACCGAAAGUCGAAACCUGCUCAAAAAAAUGGCAGAAAAGUUUGAAUCUGGUAUGAAGAUCGGGAAGUACAGAUUAACUAAGGGCUUCGGGGGCAAAGGCCUCGAGCAUAUGGAAAAGCUGAACGACGAGAAACAAGACAUAGAGCUGAAGCAGUACGGCGUGGUAGAUUACAAACCGGGCAAUAAAGAAGCGGCGGAUGAAGAUAAUGAAACAUUAAAUCAAGUCUCAAUUCCAAAGCUUGAGUACGUCUUUUUACAAAACAAAAACUCAAAUGGUCAAGUAACAUACAGCGCAGAGGUUAACGUGAACGAUCUCCCGCAAAUGGUCAGAUGGGAGGCCACCAAGAACACCACGCUUUCAUUUGUGAUUCACGAGACCGCUUGUAGCAUCACCAAUAGAGGGAAAUAUUAUCCAGAGGGAACAGGUCCAAAAAGUGCACAGGACGAGCCUAAGCUCUAUCUUCUAAUUGAGGGUCAAGAGGAAAAAGACGUGAGGCUGGCUAUUGAACUGCUGGAAGAGAAAGUGAGGGAAGGUGUUAAAAAGGUCAGUGCGCAAGAAAGUAGAAGUAAUAAAUUCUAG
Lachancea meyersii CBS 8951 is the source of this 2508-nucleotide messenger RNA. The record is from the annotation of a GenBank genome assembly. Lineage: Eukaryota; Fungi; Ascomycota; Saccharomycetes; Saccharomycetales; Saccharomycetaceae.